This is a messenger RNA of Porites evermanni, 8492 nucleotides long. The record is from the annotation of a GenBank genome assembly. Lineage: Eukaryota; Metazoa; Cnidaria; Anthozoa; Scleractinia; Poritidae.
AUGGGUCACAAAUGUUCAUCGUUUUUCAGACCAUCUGUGACUGUAAAUGGGAAAAAAUACAGAGUGGUUAAAGAUCUCGGAGAGGGAGGUAAGCUCUUUCACAGUCUUCGUCCAUGACAUGACAUGUCGAUCGAUCUGUCAUGAUCAUGUGGUGGCUUAAAAUAUUUUUGCCUUUGUGAUCCCUUUACCUCAUUAAUUGUUGUUUUUCUUUUGCCUUGAAAAUCCCGGUGAAUCUCUACAACUAGUUGAAGCUAGUUGUUUUUAUCAAAAUUCAACAGAAAGGAGUAAAAUUAUUAAAAAGAGAAUGCACGAAACUUAGUCUGAAAUUGAGCUCAAAUUAUGUAACAUGCAGUUGUUGUUGAUCUUCUCAUUGGAGGAAGCUUUGGAUAGUUAAGAAGUAGAGACGAAGAAAAAAAAUACUUUUAAUUAUUUGUGUAUGCUAUGAAAAUUCUUUUGUACGGUCGCUGUGCUCUCUAUGUUAGUUAACUGACUCGACUGCUGAUAUUUGAACAGUAUUGAAGUCAGUCACCAAGAAUUAAUUCCCAACUUGUAUUAUCUUAUUAAUAAAAUUUAUAAAAUAUUUUGUUUUAGCUUUUUCUUAUGUUAACCUUGUCUACCGUGGAAAAGAAUGGUUUGCCUUAGUAAGUAUGUUCGUCACGUUAAAACUACUGCAAAAUUAUAGAAGGUAAUUGGGCAGAAAUUUGCAUGGUUGCAAAAAUUAUAUAUCAUGCAUAAUUUUUUUUAUUAAGUUUCUCAAUAUUAUAGUUGGAACAUUUUAUUAUCAGACUGUAUAUUUCAUUACUAAACAGAAUAGGGGUGUUUUAAUAGUGAAGAAAAAACAAUUGCUCAACUGCUGUUGGACAUUAAACCGAAAAGCCGCUAAUUUUUAACAGCACAAACCAAAAAACUUGUAUCAAAAACUGAAAAAAAAUAAUGAUAAUAAUAAUAAUAACAAUAAUAAUAAUAAUAAUCAACAACAAAGAAAGCCCAGUUACCCCCUUUCAUAUGUACAGGCUGUAUAUGUACAGGUAGUCCUUUCAGCACAUCAAAACAUGACUUUAUGCAUAACAUACUGGUGGGUUAACUGAUCUUACAAGGCUUUUAACGGUGCAAAGUUUGCACUUGGUAUUUUAAAUUAACUUUUUUGUUCUCUCUUUCAAAUUUUUUUCCUGCCCAAAUUUAAUUAUAAGAAAAAUAUGAGUGUAAUGCAACCCCUGUUAGUAAUGCAUCAGUCAAUUCGAGGCCGAGCUGCUGACAGUUAUAUGUUGUGAAUAUGUUAUAAAUAUGAAAGGAUGUUCUUCAAAUAAUAUCAACAGAAAUUUGAUUCACUAAUCAAACAACGUUGAUUCACGUCAAUAACUCCUGAGUUUCGCUAUGUAAUUCUGGCUUGAUAAGCAAUGAAGAAAUGCAUGCAUAAAAUUGAGAACAUGCCUUUACAACCCCCUGUCCUUGACAGAUAAGCCAAUCUGCUUUUUUUCCAGUGAUAUCCUCUGUGUAGUUGUAUUCUGAUAGGAAAGGGCGUGCAUGUCAAAAACUCAGGAAUAGGCCCAGGGUUGGCAAAAUUUGCAAAUGCCCCACCCCUGGGACUGAUGAGGCUGGCAAAUGCCCUUUAGUAGCCCCGGGGCGGGGUGGGGAGUGGGGGGGGCGGGGCGGUGCUGGGCAGCUGGAAUCGACUGAUGCUUAAUGUCUGUGAAUCAGCAUUGAUAUCCUUGUUCUGGGCCCUAACGGACUCCACAAAUUACAUUUACCAGAAAUGUGUUUGGAAUUUCCCUUUAACCUGAGUGGAAAAUUGACAAUGGCUUUUGACUGGCCAAUCAUGGCACAUACUCAGAAUUGAACUAGGAUUUUGGCACUGUUUCACAAAGGGAAGUAUAGUUCCAUCUGUAGCACAGGCUAGUGAAAGAUAGACCUUACAAUUACUGUUGCUCAUAACAUUCAGGUGGACAGUCAUCAACCAUUUCUUUGUCCUUCUCAAAACCCCAGACAUGGAGUUCAAAAAUUCAUUGAACUUGUUGUGACAUUUUUAAUUGCCAAAGUCCCUUAAACCUUUUUGAGCUGCAAAUUGUAUAUUAGAGUAGAAUUACUUGUUUUGCAAAACCUCACAAUUAAUUAGCUCAUUAGUUAUAUAAAGGGUCAGUAAUUAAGAAACAAGGGGAAAAGAAGCUAAGACAGAACCACCACCACCACCCUGUUUGUAAUGUGACUGACAAACUCUUCAACAAAUAUUGACCACUCUUAACUUGGUAAUUUACCAACUUGUCUUUUCCUUUAUUUUUAAGCUCUCACAAGUGACCAUUCAAAGGUUAAUAAUUAUAUCAUAUUUGGGCAAAUAUGUGCUCAACAAAACUUUAUAUAAUCAUAAGUUACCCGAGUGCAUUUAAUUCGACUAAACAUUUGCUCUUUUUUUGUUUAGAAAAGAAUGCGUUUACAACUCCCUGAGCAAGAAGAGGUACAUACUGUACAUAUUAUGUUGAUGAAUCUUACAUGCAAUCUUUCAGUUCUAAAAAGUCAAGAUAGCAGUACGAUCGACCAAAUUAGCCACCAGCAUUUUAUUAUAACUUUCCUCUCUUUUUGCAGAACCCAAGCACAAGCUAACUUACAUGCUACACAUAUUAUUUUCAAUUGAUGAAUCUUGCAUGUAAUCUUUCAGUUCUAAAAAGCCAAGAUAGUGACCAAAUUAGCCACCAGCAUUUUACUAUUUUUCACAUAUCUUUCUGUAGAACCCAAGCACGAGCUAACCUACAUGUGCCCUGGCUAUAUCCCUCUGCUUAUAAGCUCAUCAACAUGGAAACAAUAAUAUUAUCUUUCCCCUGCCAAACCCAUCCAAAACCCCUUGACACAGCAUGUACACACUUGCCUAAAUUGUUGUUAUUUGGGGCUUAUUAACUAGAAUUUUAUAGUAUUUUAGGUGUAAGCUGUAGGAUUACAGUUUACAUAUAGUAAAUUAUUCUGACAGUACUCUCCAUUUUGUGCAUGAUUGAAGCUCUUUAGACAAUUAGUGAGAAACUGUGAUAGUAAUAAACAAAAUAACAAAUAUUACAAAAUUAUCAUUUAAAAAGGCUGUAUUUCACUGAUUCAAGUCCAUCACUGCAGCUGAUUCAACUCAAUGCACUGGUGUAUAAAAUUAACACACACUGAAUAGAACAAUUAUUUUGAUAAUUUAAUAUUCAAAUUGAUACAUGGCUAUUAGGCUUGGGGGAAUUUAAACAAAAGAAAUGUAUUGUUCAUUUCUGAGCCUCAAGAUGUCAUUUCUUUUGUUUUAAAUUUAUUCCCCCAAGCCUGCCAAGUAUGAAUUUUAAUUCAUUGAUAUGGUCUAUUUAUUUUUGUUUUAGGCAUUUGAACGUGAGAUUGAAGCCCACAGAGCAGUUGAUCACCCAAGCGUCCUGGCCUUACAUGAUGUGGAUGUGGUUUCCAAGGGAACAUUUAAAGAAGCUCGCAUGCUUGUCACUUACUAUAAGGUAAACUUGGAGGCCUUGCAAUAGUCAGCUUUCAAGAUAUAAUUUCUUUUAAAGACUUUCAGAUACUGGUUUAUCUCCUUGUAUUUAAUGUUAUGGGUCAAAAUUAAAUCAAGGUUAAAUUUUUUUAACCUGGGUUAAUUCUCAGUUUCCUUUGUCUCCUGGCCCUAAUUAUUCAUGAAUUAAGGCUAGGAGACAAAGAAAACUGAGAAUCAAUCUAGGUUAAAAAAUUUUAACCCAACAUAAUUUUGACCUUUAACAUAUACAUUAGUGCCUGCUGCAUUUGAGCACUUGCAGUGAUUUUGAUGUCAGCCAAAAGGAGUUAAGGUCCCUAUGGAAUUUGGGAUUGCUUAAUUGAGGGGUGAUGAGAGGCGGGGGGUGGGUGCAUUGGCCCCAGUCGCACCUGGCCCCACCAGCCGGGUGUUAAAAAAACUGGUUAGAUCGAGCAUGCUUGCUGUGUCUAAGAUCAUGUCUUAGUUCAGAUGUGAUGAUCCACAUUAAUGGAAGGUGACUUCAAGCUGUUGAACUUGUCUCCUUCAUCCUUCUGAUCUCAUAUUUAGUUAAUUUGAAGGGAUGUAAAAAGAAUGCACACUGUUUGGAAAGAUGUGAAGUUCUUCCAGUAGUGUUGUCCACCUCUGCAUCUCUUAUCGCUUCACUUAUCACACUUCCGGUGCACGUAUCUGUAUAUUCUCUCAUACACAAAGCUCAUAUUCAAAUGACCAAUAGUGACAGCCAGUGGCUCCUUUGUAUGCUGAUGACUGUCUGAGCUUUCUGAUAUAAUGUAGACUCAUAUACAUUGUGCAGUUGAACCUUGAUUAUCCAGACUCGUUGAGACUUGAGUAAAUAGUCUGGAUAAUCGACAGUCUGGAUAAUCGAAAAUAUGAAUAUUAAUGAGACAAUAAUGUAAAGGGAUGUACGGAAUAAUGUAAAGGGAUGUAUAGGGAAUAAAGAAAACAAAUUUUAUUGUGAAUUGGUUCCUACUCGAAUUUAUGUACAGACUGCAAGUAUUUAUGUAUUUCUAAUCCUUUGCUCAUCUCAACGCUGUCGGUGAAUUUCAGGAUCUUCUCUUUGUUUUUGCAUAUAACUGAAAUCUGCUGCUUGCUGAUGUUAAACUUGAGGGCUAAAUUUGUUCCUUUUUCGCCUUUCUCCAAAUGUGAAAUAAUUGUUUGCUUAUCCUUUAUCAAGAGAACAGACUGCUUUCAUUGCAUAGACAUGGCUGCAAUUUGAGUUUGCGAUUGAUUGAUCUUGUGUUUACAUAACCAAUAUGCGGAAUCAAGCAUGGCAUUCCCUUAGCAACAUAACAAUAUAAAUUUGAGCCAAUCAGAAUUCAGCUGAAUGCAUCAGAGUAAUUGUUCAUCUUGUGCCGUUAACACUUUUUCAAAGUGAAACAGAUUAAUGUUUUUAAACACACGUUUGGAAGGAUUGAUGAACUUUUAAUCAUUUCAAUUUUUCAAGAUCACAUCUUAUUAAUAUUCAUAAUCAUGAAAAAAAUGAGACCAGGGAAACAAGUCCGGAUAUUGGAGGUCUGGAAAUUUAGGUUCGACUGUACUGCAGUUGUCCUCUCUUCUGCAACAUUACACUACACACACUUUCCAAGGCUGUGCUCUAAGAAAAAUUGAAGGGGGCCCGCUGCUUUAGACUGAACCUGAACCUGUGAAAUCAAGGGUGCUCAGCAUAGGAUCUUUAUGAGUUAACUACGUACAGUAGUACACCAUGUAAGAAUCCCUAGUUGCUUAAGAGUGAUUGUCUACAAGUCUGACAUGUCACAGUAUUAAUCUUCCCUCGGUUAGUAGCAUCUGUGAACUGCACCAAUAUCCUUGUUGGCUCCCUAGCUACGGACUCAACAAAUUACCAGAAAUUUAUGCAUUUUGAAUUUCCCUUUAACCUGAUUGGCAAAUUAACAAUGACAUCUUUAACAGGCCAAUCAUGGCACUAAGGGGCUCUUGCAGAAUUGAUCCAACCCUGGGCCCAGUUGUUUGAAGGCUGAUUACUGCUAACCCAGGGUUAAAUUUUAACCCGGGUUUCUUUCUCUUUUCCUCUAAAACAUUUUCCCAGAUAAUUUUCUCUCUUCUUUUUCUGCAUCCAAUCAUCAACUUGUUGACAAGAAGAAUUAAACUAAAUUUACUCUUUAAGUUUUCAUAUCUGAACUCAAAUUUCGCACUAACCCUGGUUUAUCUUAACCCAGCUUUGAACAACCCAGCCUUGGUUAGUAGCGUAUGGGAAGUAAGUCCAAUAUCCUUGUUCUGAGCUCCCAGUGGGCUUAACAGAUAAUUACCAGAAAUGCAUUUUGAAUUUCCCUUCAAGAGGGUUGACAAAUCAAUGGCAUUUUAAAAACCCUUCAAGUCCCAAGAGUGACUGACCAAUAUCAAUAUUCUCCUCACAAUAUCAAUACAUAAUCAAGAGAAAAGGUUAGGAGAAUCAAUAAAAUGAUCACCUAAGGGAAAAUGCUUUGAUCUUUGAACAAAUUCUCUCAACUAAUUCCGUAAGGAAAUGUAUGGAGUUCAGUUUGGAGGAUCAUUCUGUAUACAUGUGGAUAUUGAGGCUUAAAGGGUUUAACAGGCCAAUCAUCCUAAAGAAUCCUAGUACACAGCAGGUGGAGGCCCAGGACCAGGAUUUUAGAACUUUUUCGCGGAUAGAUUUAAUGAGAAGUUUAGUUCUGUCUGUGGUGCAGGGUAGUGUCUACUUCUGUAACUACCCAUUAUUUUGUCACAGUAAUAACUUUUCUUUAACUGGCGUUUAUCAUUCUUGCCAUUAACAUAUUAUUUUUGUUACAAUCAAUUUAUUUUAGGAUGGAACAGUUCAAGACUUGAUUGAACGAACAGCAAGAGAAGGUGGCCACAUCCCAGAGUUAGAUAUCCUUCAUAUGUUCAAGUCACUAUGUGAUGCAAUACUAGCAUUUCAUAGUUUAGAUCCUUCACUAGCUCAUAGAGAUAUCAAGGUAUAUGCAUUGUAAACCUGGAUUAUUCAAAUUUUUAUCUUUGCUGUAUCAAGGACAGUUUGUAUAUGUUACAGGUCAAAAUUAAAUUCACAGGCUAAAAUUUUUUAACCUUGGUUGAUUCUCAAUUUACUUUGUCUCCUACAGAUGUAGCCCAUAUUAUUCAUGAAUUAAUUUAAGGCUAGGAGAGAAAGGAAAUCGAGAAUCAAUGGUUAAAAAAAUUAACUUGAAUUUGAUUUUGACAAGUAAUGUGAUAACAUAUUUUAGUAAAAUCCAACUAGUGGUCUAUUAUUAAGGCUGCAUUCUGAUUGGCUGAUUUACUACUAGGCUAUAUGUUAUAGCCUACUAGUAGCGAAAAGCACUGGCUUUGAAAACCUUCUUCUUUUUUUGACUGAAAUAAGUGCGUAACUUCUUUUUUCUUUGGUAGUCAUAUCUUUUCUAAUCUUGUCUGUAGCCAAAACAUUUUAAUUACAGAAUGAAAAGUUUCAAAACUCUCUUCUGUCUUUCCUAUGUCAUUCAUGGGAACAGCUUUGUUCCUGCAUUUGUCAAGGCAGGCAAGGUUUCUUUUGAUCCCUUAUUUGAUAACCUUGAGACUUUUAAAAUUAUUUUCUUGGGAAAAGUCUGAAAAAAAAAAAUUCUGUAUGACCCCACUUUGCCUAUGAGAAGAAUGACUGUAUGAAGACUUACAGUUUUUGGUUGCAACUUGUGAUUUCCAGACAGUUGAGACAAUACGAACCAGUGCAAGAAGGCAAAAGGUCAAUCGAAUCUUAUAGUGAAGAAGCCUAACUUGUAUAUAUUGUGGCAUGUUUUCCGCUAGCAUUAUUUGCAUAGUAUUGAUACGUUCUUGUUAUGAAUAUUGUCUUUUGUCUGUUUACUUUGAAAGCCUCAUAAUUUAUUGAUUGACGCUGAUAAUUCUGUGGUGUUGAUGGAUCUUGGUAGUGUGUCACAAGCCCGGUGCACCAUAACAUCUAGGUAAACGUCUAUUAUUCUUCUGAUAGUAGGCAGUUGCAAAGUUGUAAAGUUUUGUGUUGAACAAGAUAAUUUUCUUCAACACAAGUUCUUUAGUUUUGAUGUAGGCAAAGUACAUGUAAUCUACAAUGCUGUCAUAAUUUCCCAUCUAAGUCCCUUGUUUCACUCACUAGUUCUUUUUCUAAAGGCAAAAAAAGAACGAAAGUGUAGCAGAUUCACUACUCACAAAAGUUUCCCUUUUGAUUUUAAUACCUUGCUGUUGAACUCAGCAAAAGAUCACCUGAGCAACGGUUUAUGGUCAUCUCGCCACCAACGAAUUAGAAACAGAAUUCCAUGCUCCUUGAAAACACAGCUUCGACUUUAUGUAUUUUUUUCUCGUAGAAGAGAAGCUCUUGCACUUCAAGAGAAAUGUGCUCAAGAAUGCACGGCAGCUUACAGGUUGGUCUGUUUUUUAGGUUGUUUGUCAGAAUGUUCUAUUCACUGUAGAACCUGACCAACUACAAAAAAAUUUUUAACUGUAAGCCAUGUUGACAUACGACAGUCACUAGCUAAGCUGCCAGUUUUUCAGGUCAGAAUAGACCGGCUCUUUAGCUUGUAUGUUUUAUUUUCCCAAUGUACAUGUAAGUCAUGUGAUAAUACUCUAGAGAACUGUGUCAAUCAAAUUUCGUCUUAUUUCCUUGCAUAUAUGUAUGCAUAAUUUAUGAAAAGACAAAGGGGCCCUUUAUUUGGAAAAAAGAAAACAACAACUUAUAAGAGGCGUAGUCUUCACAGACUAUAUGCGCAUAACCUGGAAAAGAUUCAACUGUUCCUUGGUCGUUGUAAAGACCGCUUCAUGAUACAAGCCUGCUCCUUUACUGUUUUUGUCUUACCAUGGCACUGGUUAUCUGACCUCAUGCUUACAUGCCAUGCCUUCCAUGACUCUCCUACAAAGCCGUAAAAUCCAACCUUAAAUUGCAGUACUUCAUGUGAUUUACUUGAACAGUAACAAAUAACUACUGUCUUGUAGGGCUCCAGAGCUUUUUGAAGUGCCAUCACACUGUGAAAUUGAUGAGAGAAGUGAUGUGUGGUCACUAGGUUGCACUCUGUACGCCAUGGCUUAUGGUGAGUCACAUUUUUUCAAGACUUCACAUUCC